UUCUGACAACUCUACUGUUUAUAUGGUCUUCUAAAAAAUUAGUUAAUAGCUUUAGUUUACACUAUUGCAAACCACUUGCUCGAUUCUAUCCAAUAAGCAUACAUUACCAUAUACCACAUGGUGUGUUAAAUUAAAAACGAAACAGACACCAAUUUGGGCACUAAGAUGGAGGUCAAGGAAGUGGUAGUGAUUGUAAAAUGGAGUGGUAAGGAGUACCCGGUGGAUCUCACCGACCAGGACACCGUGGAAGUGCUGCGUCACGAGAUAUUCCGCAAGACACAGGUGCGUCCGGAACGUCAGAAGCUGCUCAACCUGAAGUACAAAGGAAAGACAGCAGCCGACAAUGUGAAGAUUAGCGCUUUGGAGCUGAAGCCCAACUUUAAGCUCAUGAUGGUGGGCUCCACAGAGGCGGACAUCGAGGAUGCGUGCAGCCUGCCCGAUAAUAUCGGCGAAGUGGUCGACGACUUCGAUGACGCCGAUGAACGCGAGGAGUCCGUGGAGCACUCCGCCGUCUAUUUGGCCAAGGUGCAGCGUCGCGUGCGAGACUACAAGAUCAAGGAGUUAGCGCCGCCGCGUGAGGGCAAGAAGCUGCUUGUCCUGGACAUAGACUAUACCCUAUUCGAUCACCGCUCGCCUGCUGAAACGGGCACGGAGCUAAUGCGUCCGUAUCUGCACGAGUUUCUGGCCUCCGCCUACGAGGACUACGACAUUGUCAUCUGGUCCGCAACCAGCAUGCGCUGGAUCGAGGAGAAGAUGCGCCUGCUGGGCGUGGCCAGUAACGAUAACUACAAGGUGAUGUUCUAUCUGGACUCCACCGCCAUGAUAUCAGUUCAUGUGCCUGAGCGCGGCGUGGUGGACGUGAAACCGCUUGGCGUAAUCUGGGCCCUGUACAAGCAAUACAACUCGAGCAACACUAUCAUGUUUGAUGACAUCCGUCGCAACUUCCUUAUGAACCCCAAGUCCGGCCUAAAGAUCCGCCCAUUCCGUCAGGCCCAUCUCAACCGGGGCACGGACACUGAGCUCCUCAAGCUAUCCGACUACUUGCGCAAAAUAGCGCACCACUGCCCGGAUUUCAAUUCACUGAACCAUCGCAAAUGGGAGCACUACCAUCCCAAGAAGAACUCCUGAACUCAUCCUCGAUUGCAAACGUUUGUUAGAUUUAUGUUAGAUUUAUGUUUAUUAAACUAAGAUGCAUUUUAUA
This is a messenger RNA of Drosophila sechellia, 1201 nucleotides long. It is a transcript of the gene Ublcp1, whose product is annotated as Ubiquitin-like domain-containing C-terminal domain phosphatase 1. The transcript is spliced from 2 exons. Gene Ontology annotation, cellular component: nucleus. NCBI's taxonomy places the organism in Eukaryota, Metazoa, Arthropoda, Insecta, Diptera, Drosophilidae. Gene Ontology annotation, molecular function: protein binding; protein serine/threonine phosphatase activity. The record is from RefSeq and is a predicted model, not a curated record. Bases 166 to 1128 code for a protein of 320 amino acids. Gene Ontology annotation, biological process: regulation of proteasome assembly; protein dephosphorylation.